GCAGUGGUGGGCGCCGCGCCGCAGGAUGGGCUGGUGCGGCUGCAGCUCCGGGCCGCCGCCGUCGCGGCUGCCGCUGCUGCUGCUGGUGGCGGUGGCCGGCGCCGGCGCCGCCCCGCGCUCCGCGCUCUACUCGUCCUCUGACCCGCUGACGCUGCUGCAGGCGGACACCGUGCGCGGCGCCGUGCUGGGCUCCCGCAGCGCCUGGGCCGUGGAGUUCUUCGCCUCCUGGUGCGGCCACUGCAUCGCCUUCGCCCCGACGUGGAAGGCGCUGGCCAACGACGUCAAAGACUGGAGACCCGCCCUGAAUCUCGCUGCCCUGAACUGUGCUGAUGAGACCAAUAGUGCAGUCUGCAGAGACUUCAACAUCCCCGGCUUCCCGACCGUGAGGUUCUUUAAGGCCUUUUCCAAGAAUGGCUCAGGAUCAGCAUUGCCAGUGGCUGGUGCUGAUGUGGAGACGCUGCGGAAGAGGCUCAUUGACGCCUUGGAGUCCCAUAGUGACACGUGGCCCCCCGCCUGCCCCCCGCUGGAGCCUGCCAGGCUGGAGGAGAUUGAUGGAUUCUUUGCGAGAAACGACAAAGAUUACCUGGCCCUGAUCUUUGAAAAGGAAGGCUCCUACCUGGGUAGAGAGGUGACUCUGGACUUGUCCCAGCACCAAGGCAUAGCAGUGCGCAGGGUCCUGAACACGGAGGGUGAUGUGGUGAGCAAGUUCGGGGUCACUGACUUCCCAUCUUGCUACUUGCUGUUUCGGAAUGGCUCUGCCUCUCAGGUCCACGUGCUUGCGGAAUCCAGGUCCUUCUACACCACUUACCUGAAGAGGUUCUCCAGGGCCCCCCAGGAGCCUGUCCCCACCAAGGCUGUGCCAACCACUGCUCACACAAUAGCUCCCACUGUGUGGAAAGUCGCAGAUCGCUCCAAGAUCUACAUGGCUGACCUGGAAUCCGCGCUGCACUACAUCCUGCGGGUGGAAGUGGGCAAGUUCUCUGUGCUGGAGGGGCAGCGCCUGGUGGCCCUUAAAAAGUUCAUGGCCGUGCUGGCCCAGCACUUCCCCGGCCAGCCCUUAGUCCAGAACUUCCUGCAUUCCAUAAAUGACUGGCUGAAGAGGCAGCAGAGAAGGAAAAUUCCCUAUGGUUUCUUUAAAGCUGCCCUGGACAACAGGAAGGAGGGCACUGUGAUUGCCGAGAAGGUGAACUGGGUUGGCUGCCAGGGGAGUGAGCCACAUUUCCGGGGCUUUCCCUGUUCCCUGUGGAUCCUCUUCCAUUUCCUGACGGCGCAAGCAGCUCGGCACAGUUUCGACCACUCACAGGAGACAGAUAAGAAGAAAGCAACUGGGGUGUAUGAACAGUAUGAAGAAGGAGCUGGGAAGGGACAGCUUAGCCACCCUCUUCUGCUGGCUUACCCUCGCUCCAGUGGUCAGAUGGAUCUCCAGCCCUUUGCUCCCACCUAA
Molecule: messenger RNA, 1444 nt
Organism: Enhydra lutris kenyoni (northern sea otter)
Lineage: Eukaryota; Metazoa; Chordata; Mammalia; Carnivora; Mustelidae
Product: sulfhydryl oxidase 1-like
Exons: 11
Coding region: 26-1444 (472 amino acids)
Biological process (GO): protein folding
Cellular component (GO): Golgi membrane
Molecular function (GO): flavin-dependent sulfhydryl oxidase activity; protein disulfide isomerase activity
Source: RefSeq, a predicted model, not a curated record